AUGUCUUAUAUGUUGAAACUAGACCUUAGAUACUCACCAGUUGGAGAGAGACUAAGUCUUUUUGGACUUCUUCCCGAGUCGCCAGCGGCCACUCGAACGCCCACGAGUCACGAGGCUCUUUUAUCUCACCCGCGUGCGACUCGCUACGUCGCAGAAUUCAUGCUUCAGACAGGUCUUCUAGGGCAAUUCCGCCACUGUGACGUGGAGCCAGAGCCCGUGGAAGACGACGAAACAACUGGCCAGAAUUGA
Molecule: messenger RNA, 249 nt
Organism: Penicillium pulvis
Lineage: Eukaryota; Fungi; Ascomycota; Eurotiomycetes; Eurotiales; Aspergillaceae
Exons: 2
Coding region: 1-249 (82 amino acids)
Source: RefSeq, a predicted model, not a curated record